Messenger RNA from Nerophis lumbriciformis (worm pipefish), 7164 nucleotides. RefSeq names its product transcriptional enhancer factor TEF-1-like. The record is from RefSeq and is a predicted model, not a curated record. Gene Ontology annotation, cellular component: transcription regulator complex. NCBI's taxonomy places the organism in Eukaryota, Metazoa, Chordata, Actinopteri, Syngnathiformes, Syngnathidae. Gene Ontology annotation, biological process: embryonic organ development; regulation of transcription by RNA polymerase II; hippo signaling. Gene Ontology annotation, molecular function: DNA-binding transcription factor activity, RNA polymerase II-specific; RNA polymerase II cis-regulatory region sequence-specific DNA binding.
GCCUUUUCUUUCCUGCCACCCAUCCUCCCAUCUCUCACUCCCAUUUCAUCCAUCCAGGGUGACGCCACGCCACUCACCCCGCCCCGUUCAACUCGGUCCACCCCGCGUUCAUUUCAUUCCUGCUCCCAUUCCGCGCAUAUUUGGCAUCCUUGGAGAGAGCCGAGUAUUUUGACUCACUCAGCGUGCCGCGUCCUCCAUCAAAGCGACGCCGGCUGGACACUCGCAAGGCACCGGAAGACUCGCUCAUGUCGCGGGGGGCUCCAAAGUGUGGGAAUUAAGCGGGAAAGAAGCGAAUGAAUCGAAGGCUUCCUGGGAACUGCUCUCGGAUUCCUGUCCCAACUUUUUACUUUUCUACGAUUGACCAUUUUUAGGCGGAAUAUUUCUGGCCUACCAGAAAACCCACUAGUUUUCUGUGCUGUUUUGUGUGCUGCCGAUUAGUCGACUUUAGCUGCCAAUAUGGAGCGCAGCAGCUGGAGCGGCAGCGAGAGUGCCGGGGAAGAUAUGGACAGAUUGAGUGACUCUGGAGGAGACAAAACUAUAGAUGGGGACCCCGAGGGGGUGUGGAGCCCUGACAUUGAGCAGAGCUUCCAAGAAGCCCUUGCUAUCUACCCACCCUGUGGAAGAAGGAAGAUUAUACUGUCGGACGAAGGAAAGAUGUAUGGUCGAAACGAGUUGAUAGCCAGAUACAUCAAACUCCGCACAGGAAAAACACGGACAAGAAAACAGGUAUCAAGUCAUAUCCAGGUCUUAGCCAGAAGAAAAUCAAGGGAGUUUCAAUCCAAAAUAAAGGAUCACAAUGCCAAGGAGAAAGCUCUGCAGAGCAUUUCGUCCAUGUCCUCUUCUCAGAUUGUCUCAGCCACCGCAAUACACAGCAAACUGCUACCUGGAAUAGUGCGGGCCAACUUUCCUAACACACAGCUGUGGCAAGGGAUGAUCCCUGGAGGACAAUCCAGUUCCGCCUCAGAAGACAUCAAGCCAUUCUCACAGCAAGCCUACUCAGUGCAGACAGCAGGGACCACCACAAUCACAGGUUAUGAUCGUCCUCCAGCCGCCCAGUCACACAGAGAGCCAGCAUGGCACGGCCGCUCUAUCGGCACCACUAAACUACGACUGGUGGAGUUCUCAUCUUUCCUGGAAACACAAAGGGACCAAGAAGCAUACAACAAGCACCUGUUUGUGCACAUCAGUCAGAGCAGCACGACCUACAGCGACCCCCUGCUGGAGUGUGUGGACAUCAGACAGAUCUACGACAAGUUCCCAGAGAAGAAGGGUGGCCUCAAAGAGCUGUUUGGAAAGGGCCCCCAAAACGCUUUCUAUCUCAUCAAGUUUUGGGCGGACUUGAAUUACAACGUACAAGAAGACCCGGCUGCCUUCUACGGCGUCACCAGCCAGUAUGAGAGCUCGGAGAACAUGACCAUCACCUGCUCCACCAAGGUGUGCUCCUUUGGCAAGCAGGUCGUCGAGAAAGUGGAGACGGAGUAUGCCAGGUUUGAAAAUGGACGUUUUGUCUACAGAAUCAGUCGCUCUCCAAUGUGUGAAUACAUGAUCAACUUCAUCCACAAGCUUAAACACCUGCCAGAGAAAUACAUGAUGAACAGCGUCCUAGAGAACUUCACUAUUCUGCUGGUGGUGAGCAACAGAGACACUCAGGAGACGUUGCUUUGCAUGGCCUGUGUGUUUGAGGUGUCAAACAACGAGCAUGGAGCACAGCACCACAUCUAUCGUCUUAUCAAGGAAUAACACACUCGCACACAUAUGGCCUUUUUUUUUUAGACAUGUCUGAAAAUACAUUCUGUAAAAGUGUCUUUCAACCAACAACACUAGUAAGAAAAAAUGAUGCGCGGUCACAACUAUGACACUGAUUUUUUUAAUCCUUAGCAGAUUUAUCUUUAAACGUUUCCCCAACACAAUCAUUCCAAAAAGUGUAUAAACAGUGGUACCUUGGUUUUCCUUUCAAAAAGGACUGAAAACGAAAUCCAUUUCUCCCAUGAGAAAUAAUGUAAAUCCUAAUAAUCCGCUCAAAAAAAAAAAAUGAACAGAAAACUUAUUUUAUUGAGAAUAUUUGUAGUUUUACAUGCAGAAAACAAUGCAAAAUACACAAAGACUGCGAGGAGCACGGAGGGAGGGAGAACUUUGCUAUGAGUUAUUUAUUGAAUUCCAUAGUGUUUCUCAUCUUCUUUAUCAAAGUGCUGGCACUUGAAACUUUUCUUGCCCCCAUAGUGACUUAUUCUUCAGCUAUUCUCCAUAAAGACACAAUAAGACUGAGUCAGCAAUGCAUGGGAUUCUUUGUGUGGGCACUCAAUAAUGACUUACUAGUGUUUGGCAGUAUCGUACAAUAACAGACUGUAAACAGAAACCUGGGCGAGUUUUUUUAAAACCAAAUCUUUCCAAAAGUGGGUUGUACGAAAACCGAGGUACCACAUGGCUCAUGAGCUACUCCAAAAUCCAUCUGAUUACAUGAAAAUUGAGGCUUUCCGAACAUUUUCAUCAUCCAACAAAUUGCUUCUCCAUUCACUUCUACUUCACUGAUGAGAAAUACAAGUUAUUUGACUUGUGAAGUCAAAACAAAGUAAAAGUAAUUAAGGAAGUAUCAUUGUAGCAAUUUUUUUUUGCAAAGUCAUAUCUCAUUCUGUGUGUGUGUGUGUGUGUGUGUGUGUGUGUGUGUGUGUGUGUGUGUGUGUGUGUGUGUGUGUGUGUGUGUGUGUGUGUGUGUGUGUGUGUGUGUGUUCUGGCAAUGCUUACUUAAUGGGGACAUCGCUCUGUUUACACAGUCACCUUUAGGGGACCUCUGACGGUAUGGGGACAAAAAAACAGGUACCUUAAAGCAGUAGUCCCCAACAACCGGGCCGCGGCCCGGUACCGGUCCGUGGAUCGAUUGGUACCGGGCCGCACAAGAAUAAAAAAAAAUAAAAACUUUUUUUUUUUUUUUUUUUUUUUUAAUUAAAUCAACAUAAAAAACACAAGAUACACUUACAAUUAGUGCACCAACCCAAAAAACCUCCCUCCCCCAUUUACACUCAUUCACACAAAAGGGUUGUUUCUUUUGGUUAUUAAUAUUCUGGUUCCUACAUUAUAUAUCAAUAUAUAUCAAUACAGUCUGCAGGGAUCCGUAAGCACGCAUUAUUGUAUUUUUUUAAUGACAAAAUAAAAAAAUUCCGUUGACCGGUCUGCAGUUACAAAAAGGUUGGGGACCACUGCCCUAAAGGUAAACUUUUUUAAAUGAUAGUCAAUCCAUUCUGAAGAUGCCUAAGUGAUUUUUAAGCUUUGGCCUAUAAAACAUGUUUACUGGUUAGUUUGAGUGAGAGACAUUUGCACAUUUUUUUUUUUUUUAAAUGGUCCUCAGUAGUCACUACAAUUGUGUGUGAAUUAUGCAAAAUUAUUAAAAUUUGGUCCCCAUGAACCAUAUUAACUCUUUUCCCCCCAGGGUCCCCAGUAAGAAUGAUCAGCACAUUACUUCAUCAAUCCAGAGAUUUAAAGAUGUGUAUGAGCUAACUGGGCAGUGGCCAUUUUACCUAAUUUUUUUUAUGCCUCCACAACCUGUAGAAAGGGUCAUCCCCACAAGUGAUGAUCAAAAACUUGGUCCCCAUUCCAAAUUAUAACCUGUGUGUGUGUGUGUGUGUGUGUGUGUGUGUGUGUGUGUGUGUGUGUGUGUGUGUGUGUGUGUGUGUGUGUGUGUGUGUGUGUGUGUGUAAUCAGAUCUGCGUGUCUGUUUUAAGAUUCAUGUGUGUUCGUGUUGCAAUUUGUGUGUGUGUGUAAAAACGUAAUCUGUCUGUGUCUUUGUUUGGAUAACAGAAUUGUGUGUGUGUUUGUAGAAAUUUUUUUGUCUAAACUAGAGAUGUCCGAUAAUAUAGGCCUGCCGAUAUUAUCGGCCGAUAAAUGCGUUUAAAUGUAAUAUCGGAAAUUAUCGAUAUCGGUUUUGUUUUUAUCGGUAUUGUUUUUUUCAGUUUUUUUAUUUUUUUAUUAAAUCAACAUAAAAAACACAAUAUACACUUACAAUUAGUGCACCAACCCAAAAAAACCUCCCACACUCAUUCACACUCAUUCACACAAAAGGGUUGUUUCUUUCAUUUAUUAAUAUUCUGGUUCCUACAUUAUAUAUCAAUAUAUAUCAAUACAGUCUGCAAGGGAUACAGUCCGUAAGCACACAUGAUUGUGUGUGCUGCUGGUCCACUAAUAGUACUAACCUUUAACAGUUAAUUUUACUCAUUUUCAUUCAUUACUAGUUUCUAUGUAACUGUUUUUAUAUUGUUUUACUUUCUUUUUUAUUCAAGAAAAUGUUUUUAAUUUAUUUAUUUUAUUUUAUUUUAUGAUUAUUUUUUUAAAGUACCUUAUCUUCACCAUACCUGGUUGUCCAAAUUAGGCAUAAUAAUGUGUUAAUUCCACGACUGUAUAUAUCGGUUGAUAUCGGUAUCGGUAAUUAAAGAGUUGGACAAUAUCGGAAUAUCGGAUAUAGGCAAAAAGCCAUUAUCGGACAUCCCUAGUUUAAACUAAGACACACAAUCGCAACACAAACAGAUUUUUUUACACACACAAAUCGCAACACGGACAGACAUUUUUUUUGCCCCCACACAAACACACACACACACACCAAUUUAAACACAAACACUCAAAUCACAACACUGACAGAAACACAAGUACGCGCACACAAGUAUAAACAAAGACACAAAAAAAAGCAACACGGAAAGACAUAUUUUCUGUACACACAAACACAGAAAUCUUAAUAAAGACACACAAAUUGCUACAUGAACACACAGAUUAUUUUUGCACACACACACACAAAUUAGAACACAUACAUCUAUAUCUGAUCACACACAGAUUGAGAUAAGCAUUUGCAAAUGAUUUUUGUUAUUUACAAUAAUAAUUCCAUCAAUAAUGUUGCCCCCAAAGAUGGACACUAAAGGUCAGACCCUGUGUAUCAUCAAUAACACUGGAUGAAAUAAUACCACUAUGUUGUCAUAUAAUAACACAACACGUGGUUUUCUAAACGUAGCAAUGCUAAAUUGUGUGAGUGGCAGUCUUGCGCACAAAAAAAGGUUUGUCCCAAAGAAAAUCUUUUUUUUAUUUAUUUAUUUUAAAACAUUUGUGUGUGUUUCUUCAACAAAAGAAAAAAAGAUUAGUCUCUACAUUUUGGAAAUUUGAUAUAAAUAGCAUAUUUCCUCUAUUUUAAUUCCAGCAACACAAUCUAAAGUGUAUGUUGAUAAGAAGUUAUACGACAAAUUUAAACAAUUCAGGUACAUUUAUGUGCAACAUUUUGAAGCAUUGAGAAUUGAAGUAAACUAGAAGAGUCACUGCAGGGGAGAAUGUUAGCUAAGGAAGUCCACUUCCACUUGCCUGCUUGAGCUUGAACAUCACAGUUUUCUUUCCUACUUGUUGACCGGAGCACAUUCAAAUGAUUCAAGUGUUCUCUCCUCUCAUUAUCAAUGAAGUAAAACCAAAAAAAGCGUGUGCACUGUAGCAGGUGAUGUUUGCCGGUGUGUCCAUGUCAUGCCUUUAGCAGCAUGAAGUGCCUUUUGUCUGGAAACAACAAGUGUCUUCUUGGUCAGUGUCUUUGCUCAGUGAUAUUUUCCUUUCAUGAGUGGGAAUUGAAAAACAUAAAACUUUUUGGUUUAUUUGAAUUGAAUUUCACACCUAUGAUGAUUUUAAUCUACAUGUCAAACUCUUCCAUGUGUUCUAGAUCAUAUGUAUUGGAUAUGCUGCGGCGUACAUUUUGCUAAACAGUCCUUUUUUUUAUAAGUCUAUGAGUCUGUCUGCAAGAUGAUCGAUUCUGGAGGCGUUCCCAGAUUGUACAAAACCCCAAACCAGUGAAGUUGGCACGUUGUGUAAAUGGUCAAUAAAAACAGAAUACAAUGAUUUGCGAAUCCUUUUCAACUUAUAUUCAAUUGAAUGGACUGCAAAGACAAGAUAUUUAAUGUUCCAACUGAGAAACUUAAUUUUGUUUUGCAAAUAAUAACUUACAAUUUAAUGGCAGCAACAAAUGGCAAAAAAGUUGGCACAGGGGCGUUUUUACCACUGUGUUACAUGGCCCUUCCUUUUAACAAUACUCCGUAAACAUUUGGGAACUGAAAAGACCAAUUUUUGAAGCUUUUCAAGUUAAAUUUUUUCCCAUUCUUGCUUGAUGAACAGCUUAAGUUCUUCAACAGUCUGGGGGUCUCCGUUGUGGUAUUUUAGGCUUCAUAAUGCGCCACACAUUUUCAAUGGGAGACAGGUCUGGACUACAGGCAGUACCCACACUAUUUUACUAUGAAGCCACACUGUUGUAACAUGUCGCUUGGCAUUGUCUUGCUGAAAUAAGCAGGGGCGUCCAUGAUAACGUCGCUUGGAUGGCAACAUAUGUUGCUCCAAAACCUGUAUGUACCUUUCAGCAUUAAUGGCGCCUUCACAGAUGUGUAAGUUACCCAUGCCUUGGGCACUAAUACACCCCCAUACCAUCACAGAUGCUGGCUUUUCAACUUUGCGCCUAUAACAGUCUGGAUGGUUCUUUUCCUGUUUGGUCCGGAGGACACGACGUCCACAGUUUCCAAAAACAAUUUGAAAUGUGGACUCGUCAGACCACAGAACACUUUUCCACAUUGCAUCAGUCCAUUUUAGAUGAACUCGGGGCCCAGCGAAGCCGGCUGCGUUUCUGGGUGUUGUUGAUAAAUGACUUUCGCUUUGCAUAGUAGUUUUAACUUGCACUUACAGAUGGAGCGACCAACUGUAGUUACUGACAGUGUUUUUCUGAAGUGUUCCUGAGCCCAUGUGGUGAUAUCCUUUACACACCGAUGUCGCUUUUUGAUGCAGUACCGCUGGAGGGAUCCAAGGUCACAGGCAUUUCCGCUUCCGUGCAGUGAUUUCUCCAGAUUCUCUGAACAUUUUGAUGAUAUUACGGACCGUAGAUGGUGAAAUCCCUAAAUUCCUUGCAAUAGCUCGUUGUGAAAUGUUGUUCUUAAACUGUUCGACAAUUUGCUCACACAUUUGUUCACAAAGUGGUGACCCUCGCCCCAUCCUUGUUUGUGAAUGACUGAGCAUUUCAUGGAAUCUACUUUUAUACCCAAUCAUGGCGCCCACCUGUUCCCAGUUCACCUGUGGGAUUUUCUAAAUAAGUGUUUGAUGAGCAUUCCUCAACUUUCUCACUCUUUUUUGCCACUUGUGCCAGCUAUUUUGAAACAUGCUGCAGGCAUCAAA